ACAUUAAUCAUUGUUAAUAUCUGAAGCUGCAGCCAUGAUUGAGACCUUGUACAGCCUUCCCUUCCACAUACUGGUGCCGCCCAACAUCAAAGUGCGGCGGUUCAGCAUCCCAAUGCCCUCACCGAUGGCUGUGUUUAGUGUAAUUUUGCUCUCGUACUUUUUGGUGACCGGCGGCAUUAUCUAUGAUGUUAUAGUGGAGCCGCCCAGCGUGGGUGCCACUGUGGACGAGCACGGUCACUCACGUCCUGUGGCCUUUAUGCCCUAUCGAGUAAACGGACAAUAUAUCAUGGAGGGACUUGCCAGCAGCUUUCUUUUCACCGUCGGCGGCCUGGGCUUUAUCAUUAUGGAUCAGACGCAUUCACCCGGCAAGACAAAUCUCAAUCGGCUGCUACUCACCGCCAUGGGAUUCAUUUUUAUACUGAUGUCCUUCUUCACUACGUGGCUGUUUAUGCGCAUGAAGCUGCCCAGCUACCUGCAUCCUUAGAAUCUCCCAAGUUAAGCCAGGCAAACCUCUCUUAGUAUUCCGUAAAGCAUAUAUAAUAGAUGACCAUUUCCCUGGGCAAAUCGUAGAGCCAUUAAAAGAGCCGCCAAAGUGCCUCUGCUGUGCUGAGGAAGCAGCAAACUAUUGGCGUCCUAUUGUUGGCUCUCAGUCUGCCUCGCGCUGUCCAUACGUUUGGCACGUUCGCUCUCUGCCCGCAGCGCGAAAACAAUUUCCAUCGCAUAUAUAAUUUUAGAUUCUAUUUUUGUUUAUAAAUAUAAAGAAUAUAUACCUACAUAUGUAUGCAACGAGAAA
This is a messenger RNA of Drosophila persimilis, 793 nucleotides long. RefSeq names its product putative oligosaccharyltransferase complex subunit CG9662. The record is from RefSeq and is a predicted model, not a curated record. Gene Ontology annotation, cellular component: oligosaccharyltransferase complex. The transcript is spliced from 2 exons. Bases 35 to 484 code for a protein of 149 amino acids. NCBI's taxonomy places the organism in Eukaryota, Metazoa, Arthropoda, Insecta, Diptera, Drosophilidae.